This is a messenger RNA of Amoebophrya sp. A120, 1992 nucleotides long. The record is from the annotation of a GenBank genome assembly. Lineage: Eukaryota; Dinophyceae; Syndiniales; Amoebophryaceae.
CGGGAAUUGCCAAAGUAAAGUUGUCAUCUUCUCGGACGAGUCCCUUUCACUUGACCGUUCCUAUGGCAACAAAGCAACUUCGAGAAGUUUCAGAGCCGAGAAACAAAAAUCGCCUAGCGGUAACAAACGCGAAAAAACGUUCUUCCAAGCACAAGCAGCUGGUGGCUCUUCAUAGGUUUUCGUCUUGUCAAUUUCGCCAAGCAGUGCACUUCAUUCGUCGGGAUGGUGCACAAAGGAAAAAACAUGUUUGCGCGAGCAAAUGCGAACAAUACCGGUGUUGCCGAACCGCCGCCCCUUGUCGUCGACUCGACGACUGGCGGUCUCUUCCGGGAGCGACUUAUGACCCUGACGAACAAGUGGUUUUCGGAGGCCUCUCGAGCGUGGCUCGACAGCCUUAGCGUCUCCUUGCGAGAAGAAAACAAGAUCGAUGCGGCCGCUGCUUUGUCCGAGACCAGGGUGUUGAUCAAGGCCUUGGACGAUACCCUCGCGGAGGUCGAGUCGCUGCGCAAGACCUUCCGCGCAUAUCUCUACCGCAUGGACGCUAUGUUGGCACAGAAAUAAAUCUUUCUAGCACUGCGUUUUUAUUGAUUUUUUAUCAGGUGGUAGACAGAAAAACAAUCAAUGUCAUGCGCUUUAUCAACACAGAAAAAACUCAUGCAAAAAUCCAGAAGGAGGGUUCUGCGCUGUUGAGCCUCUUCCGCAGUGAACCACUGGUGCUUAUUACACGCGGAAUCGAAAGAAACCGUGAAUAAAUCAAUGAAGUACAACGCUACUGUGCUAGUGUCUUUCUGUGCUAUAUGCCAUGUCAAUGUGGAGGAGAUUGGAUACGCGACGUGGGAGAAGACGGCGCAGCACCGCUAUACGCACGCACUGCAGCUGGACUUUCUGAAGAAACUCGCUGACGACUUCCAUCGCGGGGCGCGUGUGGUGGAGACGUACCUGACCACCGGUGCAUGGAAUGCUUGCCCCGCUGUAUGGCAUGUGCCACCUGUCGCAAUGCAGCAGAAGACAUAAGGUGCAGUGGUCUUGAUGUUCUUGAUUUUCUAUGAAGCAAAGGAAAAAACUAAAACAAUAAGUGAUAGUGUCUGCGUGGUCGCACGGAAGAAUGAAAUAACAGGAGCAAGACACUUCCGGUAAAAAUCUGCUGGUUGGACAGUUUUUCAUAUGAUAAGUAGAGCAAAAGCAGGCCGUCGCGGAGCAGUACCGGGAAUUACGCGACAUGCACGGGACGGAGUUCCAGACUUUCCUUUUCGACAUGGCGGGAUUGGCGGAUCCCGAGGUGUUCAUCCUGGCUAGACCGUCGGAAUCCUACCUGCAGAUCGGAAAAAAGCUGGAAAAAAAGCUGAACAUCCAGCGCUCCGGGUUUUGGAUUGAACAGUUGAUGAAGAGGGAAUUCCACCGUCACGACGACGGGCGCAGAGCCGUUUAGUACGGGCGCGACGACGGUCUUCACGACGGCUACCCAAACCACUCUCGAGGAAAUGGUGAACUGCAGAUCAUUUAUUUACUUCAACGGAAGAAUAGUAAACAAGAACAACUGUUUAGUCAUACUGUGGAUGUGGUCUGAAGGAACAAGAGCGGACGUACAAGAACGAACGGAGCUGUGCGUCCAAGAUCGCACUGCGAGUGGGCGGAGAAUUGAAUGCUGUACGAUCGGAUGGCAAUGAUCCGAAAUGCUAUAGAACAAAAUUAAUGAAUGAAAACUCAACUGAAAAAUGAAAGUAGUAAGGAGAGUACCUGAACCUGGUUACGCGUUUUACACUUGAUUGAACUGAAAAUAUAUAUAUAACUAACUCUUUCGCCUGAACUGCUACAUCCGAUUGGGUUUGGAAAAUUGAUGAAAGCCAAAACCUGUAAGAAAGAUCAGAUUGAUAACCACCGAAGCCGAGACUUAGAUCGAUUGAUUUGACGCCGGUGUAUGAACGGGAAUGAACGCCAAGUCGGCUGGGGCUAACCCAGUCGGCUGGGGCAGCACAUCAAGAGUGCAACAAU